ACGCUUUCGCUGCCUGGACGCCGAGGCGACACCGUGAACGACACACAAUCCAGCUCUGGGAUCCUCUUCGUACGCGACCACUCCGCUUUUUCGGCCAACUCGGUCUCCUCUCUCGUGGAUCAUAGCCUGGUGCCGGAUCGACCAGCGCAAGUGCUUGGCCCGGAUCUGGGCUGGAGAAAUAAGGGGAAUUAACGAGGAAGGAAUAGUUUCGAGUGACGAAGCAGGAUUCGAGAAGAAGAGAACUGGAGAAACACACGUUGACACGGCAGAGCAUUCGAGGUGUUGAAGAGUUGAAGACGUGUUUGAAUUUGACGUGUCAAUGCAAUGCGAGGGAUCUAUCUAUGAUUAAGGAGUUGACAAUUUGGAGAAAUUUGUGAUGAAAGUUGUUUGAGGUGUUCGAAAGAGUUGUUGGGAUUUGAUCGUUGUGGAGUUUUGUCGAUAAAGGAGGCUGGCUAAUUGGAAUUCGUCAUGUGAACGAUCGAGAGUUUUUUUUUUCUAGAUUUAAAAGUGACUUGAACAUGUUUGAAGAAGUAUCGAUAGGUUUGGGCAGGAAAGAGUAACACCGGUGCACUACUAAUGGAUCCUUGCCUUUUACGUUGAUCAACCGAGAUUCAAUUCUACUGUUUCGAACGUAAAAAGGGGAACAAUCUUCCUUUAACAAUAUAAACUGUCUGCCAUGAGUACUUGCCUCAAAGUUAAAGAAUCCCGUCAAUCAAAUCUUGGACGAAACGUUCUCGAGAUUUCUCACGAAAAUUUACAAUGACUAUUAGAAAGAAAACCGUGUGUUAAUCGAACGAAACGCAAUCAACGAUUGGACCAGUGUUUCUGAAUCCAAAGCAAAAGGUAAACUGGUACAAAACUGAUGUUUUCAAAGUGUGACUAUUGAAUGAUCGAUAUUCAGAAGAGGAGGGGAAAAAAGCUGGUGCAAGUGUUGCAAAGGAGGGCGCAUAGAGUAAAGAUCUUUGUUGUGUUCAGUGAUCGAGGAGGAACAACUGUAAACGAAGUUUGAGGGAGGAAGAGGAUCCACGUUUUAGAUCGUGGAUCUUGCGAUCUUGCAGGAGGAGAAAGGUUCAGGGGGUCGAAGGUGAUCCGCGAGAGUGCGGAGGAAAUCGAGAAAGUGUUGUUCAGCCACGAGUCCAGGAUUCUCACCCCCGGAGGCGGUACCAUUUCGCCCGGGGGCGCGGGGCCGCCCGCGAGCCCUUCUUCGGGACACUACCAUCCACCCACGCAUAGUCCACCUUUGGUCAAGAUUGGAUCGGUUCACACUCACCAGGCGAACAACAACCAUCACCACACGCACCAGCAUCAACAGCAACAACAGCAACAACAGCAGCAACAGCAGCAACAGCAACAGCAGUCGAGCCAGCCGCAGGUGCCGGGGGCAGGAGGGGGUGGAGGGCCGGGGGGUGGGACGGUGGCCAGGCCUGGCGGCAUGUUCUGCUACCACUGCCCCCCGGGUCUUCCAACGCCACGGUUACCACCCACCCUCGAGUACCCAUUCGCCGCCACUCACCCCUAUACCAGUUACUCGGCUUAUCAUCCGGCUUUGCACGGAGUCGGGGAGGAUUCCUUCGUGAGGCGAAAGCAAAGGAGGAACAGGACCACGUUCACUCUUCAGCAACUGGAAGAAUUGGAGUCAGCGUUUGCGCAGACACAUUAUCCGGAUGUCUUCACGAGGGAGGAUCUGGCGAUGAAGAUUAACCUCACCGAGGCCAGGGUUCAGGUGUGGUUUCAAAAUCGUAGAGCGAAGUGGAGGAAAAGCGAACGUUUGAAGGAGGAACAGAGGAAGAGAGAGGGUAAUGGAGGGGGUGGCGCGUUGGAAACGACAGGCCUCGCACCCCCAACCUCCUCAUCGGCAGGACCCAGUCCCACAGGACAUGAUCCUGAAGGAACGACAAGCAGCAGCGCCCCCGACGCGGAGGACGCCGGUCCAGAUGGAGCUGGGGGGUCGAGGAGCCCCAGCACCACUUCCGCCUCGGUCAGCCCGCGGCCCCAGCAGAGUCAGCCGUCCCUGGGUGGCGUCUCGACGCCACCUCCAACCCCCAUAAGGGCGCCACCGCCGCCACCCAGCACCGUGGGGGGUCUUGGCCCACCCGGCGAGAGCACACCGGGUUUGGCGGCGGGUUUCAGGCCGGUCGAGCCGCCCACGUCGCUCUUCUUCUCGCCGCACUUGGCGGCGCAAUUCUCGCCCCCGUUGUUCGGCAACAAGGUGGUCAGCAGCGCGCCAACGUCCCUCACCUCGACGACGCCAUCCCUGUGGACAUCGAGCGAUCACCGGCCUGGAAGCUUGCAGGACAUGCUGUCCUGGUCGCCGGCAGGUUGGCCGGGUUCCCUCUGCGGGUGUUGCAAGCCCGGGACCGGUGAUCUUCACAGGAACAGCAGCCUGGCCGAGCUGAGGAGGAAGGCCCAGGAACACUCGACCGCCUCCGCCCUUCUCGGUGGGCUGGCAGGUUUCCCAGGUGGUCUGCCGUUGCCCUUGCCCCUACCGUUGCUCCCACCUCUGCUUGGACUGUCCAGGAGGCCGGAACACCAUCAUCAUCACUUGCCAAGCAUGGUUCACCAGAUACAACCGAGCACGAAGGAGGAUCCCUAGGAUCUUGUGCGGUCUGACGAGCUCGAUAUCGUCGCCCCUUGACAUCGGCCAUGCUCUCGAGACGGUGGUUCAUGUUUCCUCCUUGUUCUCUCCCUUUUGUCCAGGGAUGGGGAUGAUGAUGAUGAUGAUGAUAACGUUACAACAGUCAGAUUAUUGUUGACGAUUUUCGAGGGUGGUCGGGCGAGUUCGCAGGUUUUCUUCCAAGUUUCGAGUUUAUCCCUGAACCUCUUUGCGCUGCUUCCCCUUUGAUUUUGUUUAAGAAUGACAAUAUUGAGGAAACGGUUGGAUCUUUGACUUGGAACUCGGUUGGAACGGUUUCGAAGAAUGGUUUUUGAAGAUGAGUUUUUUUAAGUUAAUUGAAAACGAAGGAUCAUUAUUGAUUUUGGGAAUGAUCUAAUUUCUAAUCGAAGGACAAUUUACUCUGGGUUGGUAAGUUUCAAACAAGUUUUAUUAUCUUUUUUUUUUCGGAUUAUUGUAAUUGUUGUAUACAAUUAGAGGUGUUUAAAGAAUAUUAAUAAAUCAUAUGGAGAAAAGGAAAAUAGAUAGUAGUACAGGAUGUUACUGGAAGAGAAUGUAAAAUUGAAAAUGCAAUAUUGAAAUGUGCCUCCCCUUUAAUUAGAUUUUUAAUAGAUUGACAAUUGAAUGAAAUUUAAAUAUGAAAGUUUAUGUGUAUAUAUAUAUAUAAUGUGUGCGUGGGUGUAUAUACGUGUUUCAUUUGUUGUUUUCAAACUGUAUCUUUUAAACUAUCAUUUGUAUAUAUUAUUUUAACUUGAGAUUCUAGUUUUGAGAUUUUAUUUUUUGUUGAAGGUAAAGGUAAAAUAUUUUCUAACCGUGCCAGAAAUAUUGCAAUUCUUAAACGCUAUAAUAGUUUUUUUUUUUUUUAAAGAAAAAUCAUUCGCUUUUUCCGCUUUUAUUUCACGAAUAAACUUUUUCCUCUUCCUUUUCCAAUCGAAAGGGAAUCAUUUUUUUCUUUCGAAAACUGCUCACCGUUCAAUUAAAAGUUAGAAUCAAAUAACGAAACCAAUUUUGAGAAAUUACAAAUAAUCUAUUUCCACUACGAUUCGCCAAUAACAGCUCGAUGAUGAAAGUACAAUAAAAACUUUUAAAACCUUUUCAAGCCUCGAAUCUUGUUCCGUUAUCGAAUAAAUAUAUAUAUAUAUAAAGAUACAAAUCCAAUGACGCAAUAAAUCUAAAAUUUACGUUCAAGAUGAAAAAUCUAACUUGCAAACUUGUUUCAGAUUGAUUCUUUUUUAAAUAAGAUCAUCCUUUUAUCAACUUGUUAUAAAUUGAAAAAAGAAUAUUUUCCAAAUCUUUUUUCGCACCAUCGAUCGAAAAAAUGAAUUAAAUUAAUUUUGAAAAUUUCCAAAUUUCCUUUCUCAUUCAACUCUUCCUUUCCUUUCCUUCCCCCUCUCCCCCCUCACGUGAAUGGAUAUAUAUUUGCCUUAACGAAAAAAACCAAUGAAAGUCUAUCAAUUCAACGAAUAUCGAGAAAUAGAAUUCGAAUUCUGAAAUCUGUAAAUAAUUCACGGAAUAAAAGAUCGCAGUGGAUUGUUAUAUAAUACGAAAAUAAAAGGUAAUGAAACGUGUACGAGAGAUCGAGAUCUACGUUAGAGCAAACUACAAUAUCGCUUCUCUGGAUUCACGAAAAGUUAAGCAUCAUAAAGGACCAACACGUGCCUGAUGCGCCCCAAUGCUUAAUUGCCCGACACAAGCACAAAUUGGAUAUUUUUAGGAACACGUUCGCGUAUCCUAAAGACAACCCGGCCAGAAUUUAGAUAAUUUUUAACUUUUAUUUAUAUUGCCCGAGGGUAAAACGGAUAUCCGUAUUUCCACGAUUUGAAAACUUUGUUACGAAUAUUUAUUGUAUAAUUAAAAAAGAUUUUAUAAUUUUGCUACUUGGUGUGAUGAAAUAAUUCCAAAAAAAAAAAAUCUAACUCGAUUCCGACUCGUUAAAGUGAAAAAGAAAAAUAUAUAUAGAAUUAACUAACUCGAGGAAGAACAAAGUAUUUUUAUCGUGACUCAAAAAAAAAAAAAAAAAAAAGAAGAGGAAGAAGAAAUAAAAACGAUUCAAAUAGGGUACGGAUCCAAUAGCAAUGUUCGAUACACGAGAUAAUUUAUAUUACGUGAUAGGAUAAUUUCUAUUAUCACCCUUAAAUCGAGUCUAUGACAAUUUUCUUGAAUUAUAUGAUUACUCUAUCGCAUUAUUCAAAUAAUACGGAUAUCCGUAUUAUCCGAGUAACACGGAUAUCCGCUUUACUCGCGCGGCACAAGCACGCGCCCGUUGAGAUGAAUGUUUCUUCUAUCACUGGACGAGGGAAAAAAAGAAAAAGAAAAAGAAAAUGGAAGAAGAGAAAAGAAAAGGAGAGGAUACGAAAGGGAAAAUAAAAAAUAGAGAGGUGUAAAAACAAAUUACUGUCGCAUCGGAUAUUCGAAUGCGUGGAUCGCUCGUCACCCUUAGCGAUAACGGACAUCCCUCUGAGAAGGGAUGCUCGUUAUUACACGGUGUUAAUAUUUCAUCAGGAAAACUGCAAAAAGUUUUUCCUUAAUCCUUUUAGCAAAGAUAAAAUCUUUAAUCUCGCUAAUUAUCGUUUGGACUCGUAAAGGGGGGAUAAAGAUAUCGAGUGAUAGAAGGAAUGACAAAAUGCGAAACGGAGAAGAAUAUUGGAAGGGUUAAAUCUUUGCGUUGCAACUCUUUUCUUUUGAGAAAGAAAAUGAUCGAAUGCCAGUUCUAAUUUAACAAUUUUUGAAAAAAAAAAAAAAAAAUAAGGGUGUCGAGCAUCCUUAAGUUUAAGAAGAUAGACACGUAUUAAUCGACGAUUAAUCGUACAUGCCUUAAAAGAAAAAAAAAAUAAAUAAAUAAAUAAUAAUUUCCAACAGCGUGACGGAUAUAAUAAUUUUAGAGAAGCGAGGAGAGGAUAACUGUACCGUGCUACGAGUGUUAUCAAUCGUAAAGAGGAGGAGUGGCGAGAUAUAAAAUGUGAUUAUAUAAAUAAUAGUAUCUCUACGAUUUCGUGAUCAGAGAUCAACGAUCGUUCCGUUUGCGUUGCGAUUUUCGACCCGUUCGAAAUAUUUGUCCUUAUUGGAUUACGAGGGCGUGGUAUAACGAAUGAAAAAAAAGAAAAAAGAAAAAAAGAAAAAAAAAAGACACGUAGAUACUAGUAGAGACCUGUAUAUUAAAUCCCGGUGAAUUGUCAGUGCUAAUCAAGGAUAAUCUAAUAAACAAUAUGUUACAAACUAGCAACUAUUAUGUAGCCUGAAAUGUGGGUAGUGAAUUAUUCGAAUAAACUUGUUCUCUCGUGAU
Molecule: messenger RNA, 5894 nt
Organism: Apis mellifera (honey bee)
Lineage: Eukaryota; Metazoa; Arthropoda; Insecta; Hymenoptera; Apidae
Gene: Drgx
Product: paired mesoderm homeobox protein 2B
Exons: 6
Coding region: 1433-2593 (386 amino acids)
Biological process (GO): regulation of transcription by RNA polymerase II
Molecular function (GO): DNA-binding transcription factor activity, RNA polymerase II-specific; RNA polymerase II transcription regulatory region sequence-specific DNA binding
Source: RefSeq, a predicted model, not a curated record